UAUUUAAAAACUUUUUGCUUUUAGGCUAAAACAAUUUUUUUUCAAACUGUUUUUCAUAUAGAAUGGGUUUGAAAUGAAAGUUUGGUUAGGUUUUCAAUUUUUAAAAUUGAGUGUGUCCAGGAAGUAAGUGCAAGCAGAACUGGAGUAAAGCAUUAAGAAAGAUUUUGGAGGAAUAAAUCGAUGAGAAAAUAAAUUCUAAAGUAGUUUUUCUUAAUGGAAGGCAUUUUUGUAAAAUUUAGAUUAGUGUUAUUUGAUAAAAGUAGAAGAAGCAUAUGAACAUUCAUACACCGGAUUUCAGAAUGCAUUUAAAAAGAUACUCAAUGUGUAGGAAUAAGUGAGUUUAAUAUGAAGGGCGAAAAAUAAGAGAAUGGAGUAAGAAAAAGAAUAAAGUUCGCUAGAAAUUCGUGAAGUGAGAUUUGGAUACCGACCAGUAUGGAAAAUGAAAAUUAAAGAAAUAGUCGGGAGACUAAAAGCGUGACGCAUGGUUGCAUGUUUGAAAGAUUUGAAAUAAUAUCAACGUUAUAUGUGUCUUGAUGACGCCACAAGAAAAAAACAAGAAACCAAGUGAAGCAAUGGUAUAAAAUAAGAAAACGUGCAACAGAAUGAUGAGAUAAAAAAGAAUAAAAAGGUUUGUUUACUGUGAUACAAUUCUGUGAUAAAGAAAUGGGUCAGUUUCAAGUAGUGUGGUGACAAGAUUAAAUGUAUAAAAAUACGUUCGUAUUUUUGAUCUAUUUGUCAACGAUUAGUUUGAAUCCCAUACGUGUAGAUGAAAUUUAGUAUCACUUUGAUUGUUGUUGCUAAGGAAAGAAGCAUAUGAAUACAUAUAUGAGUGAUAAUAACGGGGAAGACGUUUCAGCAAUUUGUGUCAAUACAAAUACUGGAGACUCCUUCAUGAAUCAACAUGAAAAUACACCAAAUCAUAGUCAAAGCAAUAGAGAUAGUUAUGCUCCAUUCCAUAAUGAUUUGUUACAUAUAAAGAAUCAAAGUGGUGGGGCAUGCUCAAGUGAAGAAAGGAUUGGUAAUGAUGCCACAUGUUACGCAUCAACACAUUCGCCACCGACAACAACGCGGGAGGAAACAACAGGCUUGUUGGGAACGAACAAGGAAAAAGAAAUGCGUAUUCUUUUGAUAGGAGAUGAUAAUUUUACUUUUACACCCUGUUUUCUUGAAAGUGUUCAUUUCAAUAGUCCAAUGACUUCUAUUGAAGUCACAAGCUGUUUAACAGAAGAUAAAAUUCCAAAUGAUUUUCGUCCAAAUUAUCUUGCUUUGACGUCUCAAGGAGUGAAGGUGCAUUUCGGUAUCAAUCCUGCUCAACUUCGUAAUUAUUUUUUUCAUCAUGAAUUUAAUCGUAUUAUUUUUAUUUUACCUGGAAUCGGUUUUUCUGGUUUCCCAUUACAUUUUGAUAAAAAAAAUGACCCACUUUUUCGUCUUCGUUUACAUAUCUUUUGUUUUAGCUUUUUUAAAUCGAGUCGCAAUGCUCUGCAACCUGAUGGUCUUUUGCAGUUACUUUGGCCUAUUCAACAUAGUAAAAAUGAGUUACCAGCAGCAGUUCCAUGGCAUAGUAUUGAAAUUUCUAAAAUAGGUCCUUUUUGCGAGGUGUUUCGAUCUAAGGGAGAUGAUAAACUAACGCUUUUCAUGAAUGGCACCCACUAAUCCAUAAUAAAUUACAGGAUUGUUUUCCUAAGUAUUUACAUCAAUGUCAAUUUUAUUCUUGGAGACUCUCACCUGCUUCACAAGACGUUAGUAAUCAAGCAG
Messenger RNA from Hylaeus volcanicus, 1755 nucleotides. RefSeq lists its product as uncharacterized. The coding region runs from base 814 to 1653 and encodes 279 amino acids. The record is from RefSeq and is a predicted model, not a curated record. Gene Ontology annotation, molecular function: rRNA (uridine-N3-)-methyltransferase activity. Gene Ontology annotation, biological process: rRNA base methylation. The transcript has 5 exons. NCBI's taxonomy places the organism in Eukaryota, Metazoa, Arthropoda, Insecta, Hymenoptera, Colletidae.